This is a messenger RNA of Penaeus vannamei (Pacific white shrimp), 1826 nucleotides long. Lineage: Eukaryota; Metazoa; Arthropoda; Malacostraca; Decapoda; Penaeidae. The record is from RefSeq and is a predicted model, not a curated record.
AAUGGCCGACGCUCGAUAGCGGGCAGGGUGGACUCGCAGCGGAUUUUUGUGAUUACUGAAUGAUAUUACUUCUACCGAGUGCAUAAUGUGGUGCAAAGAGCUCUUGAAUGGUGGCUGUGUGAGGUGGAUCCGUCCUCUGAAAGCUUAGGGAUCGAAUAUGAGGGUGAAAAUAGCUCAGAGGUUAUAGCAUGAUCGUGGGAGAGUCGAUGGUGAGUCGAUUAACGAAAGGCUUUUUUCGGGAGAGUUAAAAAAAAUUACGAUUCGACACCCUCAUUUAGCCAUCCAACAUGUGGAAUAUGAUGUGUGACGUGAUGCCCACCAUCGCUGAGGACAGCAUCUCUCAGCGGGGCUCGCAAUUCAGCGGCGACGACGCCAACUUCGAGCAGCUGAUGGUGUCGAUGCUGGACGAGCGAGACAAGCUGCUCGACACCAUCAGAGAGACGCAGGAGAGACUCAGCGAGAUCGAGACCAAGUACCAGGAGCUCGAGAAGGAGAGGGACAGCCUGCAGAGACAGCUCGACGCCAAUCUCCCGCAGGGCUGUUGUUGGAGCACCUAGAAUGCCUGGUGUCGCGGCACGAGCGGUCGCUGCGCAUGACGGUGGUGAAGCGGCAGGCGGCGUCGCAGUCGGGGGUGUCGUCGGAGGUGGAGGUGCUCAAGGCGCUCAAGUCCCUGUUCGAGCACCACAAGGCCCUCGACGAGAAGGUUCGCGAGAGACUGCGUGUAUCCCUCGAGCGAGUAGCUUCUCUGGAGGAGGACCUCAACCACACCAAAGAUGAGCUGAACCAGUACAAGUUAGGCAAGCUGCCUGGAGACGGUGCAGAAAGUGUGCGCGUGAAUGGCGAGGCAGAGACCAAGGAUGGAGGGAGUGGUGUCAGUGGCGUUGAUGGCAGUGGUGGCAGUGGCACCACAUCCCUCAACAGUGACACUAGUGGGUCACCCUCCACAACGGGGACAGGGGAAGGAGAUGGAGCAUCACAAACCAAAGUCGUGGAGCUUCAGACUUCCCUCGACAAGCAGACAGCAGAGUUGAAUGCUGCCAGAGAGAGGGUGCGGGAGCUCCAGAACCGCCUUCAGGAGCUGGAGGAGAACCUGACAAUAACUCAGAAGGAACUCGUGAAGGCGCAAGAGAUUAAUGCACGACUACAAAGAGAUCUCAAGGAAAAUGUUGCACAGAAGGAGGACCAGGAAGAACGUAUUGCCACGUUAGAGAAACGAUACCUUAAUGCUCAAAGAGAGUCCACGUCUUUACAUGACCUUAAUGAGAAGCUAGAAGAAGAACUAAAGAACAAAGAGGCCCAGUAUAAACUUCAAGAAGACAAGAUCAGAGCCUUGCAAGAGAAGGUGGAACUGAGUGAACAGAAACUGGCACAGUAUGCCAAGUUGCCAGACGUUGAACAAGAAUUGAAGCAACGCAUGGAGGCUCUUCACCAGGUACAGGAGAAGCACGGAAGUGCUGAGGACCGCAUUCAGCGCCUGGAGAACCAGCUUGAUGAGAAAGGUGGAGAGCUACACCGUUUGAACCAGCGCCUCAAGAUGAAUGAGGAGCACAAUGCAAGAUUGUCUGCCACAGUUGACAAGCUGCUGCAGGAAUCAAAUGAAAGGCUGCAAGUCCACUUAAAAGAGAGGAUGCAUGCCCUGGAGGAGAAGAAUGCACUCACAGCUGAACUAGAGAGAACAAGAAAGAUCCUGGAGGACUCUGCUCAAGAAAAGAAUGAAAUAUUGAAAGAAUUAGCAAGACGGCAACUUGAAGCAGAACAACUGAAGCAACAAAUAUUGCAGCAAGAGAUAGCCUUCAAUAUUAAACAAACUGAAGCAUUAACAAGGU